Messenger RNA from Charadrius vociferus (killdeer), 1073 nucleotides. It is a transcript of the gene CUNH2orf69, whose product is annotated as chromosome unknown open reading frame, human C2orf69. The transcript has a single exon. The record is from RefSeq and is a predicted model, not a curated record. Gene Ontology annotation, cellular component: mitochondrion. NCBI's taxonomy places the organism in Eukaryota, Metazoa, Chordata, Aves, Charadriiformes, Charadriidae. The coding region runs from base 13 to 837 and encodes 274 amino acids.
UAUAAUGACAUCAUGUCUUGCCACCCAGAAAACUUUCAGUGGGAGCACUGGAGUUUUGAAAAUGUUGCUACCAUACUUGCUCGCCGGUUCCCUAAUAGCUUUAUUUGGGUUAUAAAGUGUUCUCGAAUGCAUCUGCACAAAUUCAGUUGUUAUGACAACUUCGUGGCGAGCAACAUGUUUGGAGCACCAGAGCACAGCACUGACUUUGGAGCUUUCAAGCAUCUCCAUGCAUUGCUAGUUAAUGCAUUCAGACUCUCUCAGAAUAUUCUGCUGUCCCAGAAAAGUGUGCAGGAUGUCAGCAAGGAUGCAAAAAUAGCUGCUUGUAAAUCACAGCCGCGGUCUGUUCCUACAACAAAUGGCUGCUCAUUCACAGAGAGAGAGAGAGAUUGUGAAUGCUCUAAUAAUUCUGCUCUGAACUUCAUUAUACCAUCUGCUGUAGGUGCAGCGUCGUUUACUUUGAUUGGCUUCAGUAAAGGCUGUGUGGUUUUGAACCAGCUGCUUUAUGAGCUGAAGGAAGCUAAAAAAGACAAGAAUACAGAUGCCUUCUUAAAAAACAUAAAAGCAAUUUACUGGUUGGAUGGUGGUCACUCGGGAGGAAGCAAUACUUGGGUAACUUACCCUGAAGUGCUGAAAGAACUUGCACAGACAGGAAUUGAAGUUCAUGCUCACGUUACACCGUACCAAGUGUUUGACACAAUGAGGUCAUGGAUUGGGAGAGAGCAUGAGAAAUUUGUACAGAUGCUUGAAGAAUUUGGUGUGGAAAUAAAUGAUCAACUACAUUUUGCUGAUGACGUUCCCUCCUUAGAUAACCAUUUCAGAGUUCAUGAAGUAUUUUGAGACUGUAUGUACAUGAAUAGUAUAUUCAUUGUAAAAGCACUUUUGAUACUGUAGAUGUUGUCAUUUAGAUUUACAACUUUGAGCAGAUGCUUUCUGAAGAGAAUACUCAGUCCUGCGUUACUGAUAGAUACUAUACAUAAAUUUCAGUAGCUUAAAAAGGAGGAUUGGGACCCCAUACCUACAACACAUGUCAUUUGAUUCCUGGAAAAAAAAGCAUUAUGAAGAACAAUCCUAUA